Nelumbo nucifera (sacred lotus) is the source of this 2031-nucleotide messenger RNA. Its product is annotated as Eukaryotic aspartyl protease family protein. The record is from RefSeq and is a predicted model, not a curated record. Lineage: Eukaryota; Viridiplantae; Streptophyta; Magnoliopsida; Proteales; Nelumbonaceae. Gene Ontology annotation, cellular component: extracellular region.
AUACCAAACAGAUGUCCCCCUCUCCCAUUCCCAACUCCUCCAUUAAAUAGACGUUCGAGACUUCGAGUGAUUUAUUAGUGUUAUUUUAUUAUAAAUUUACUUUCAUUGAGAGAUGAGAUGAUAAGUGAUAACUCUCACUCUCUCUCUCUCUCUCUUUCACGGUCUAUAUGUGGUCUAUGUAAGCAGUCUACGCUUCACUUCGCUUUAUUGCUCAUAAAAGCCUCAACCAGAAGCUUCGUCUUAGUUCUUUCGAGUGUCACCCACCUCUGAUCUCUGAACGCCUCCCUCUCUUUUCAUUCCUGUUCUCCGUUCAUGGCUUCCUUCAUUUCAUUACUCUUCUUCGCAAUAGCUAUUGAGCACCUAUCUCUUUCGUCCUCACAAAUUGUUCUGCCUCUCACGCACUCACUCUCAGAAACCGAAUUCAAUCACACCCACAACCUUCUCAAGGCCGCCUCUGUUCGCUCCACCACCAGGUUCCGUCACCAUCACCGGCACCACCAGAAUCAGCGUCAAAUCUCUCUACCCCUUUCUCCAGGUAGCGACUAUACUCUGUCCUUCUCCCUCGGUUCCAACCCAACUCAAACCAUCUCUCUUUACAUGGACACUGGAAGCGACCUUGUCUGGUUUCCUUGCGCACCAUUCGAAUGCAUACUCUGCGAAGACAAAUACGACACCACCGUUACUGCGGACGCCACUCCUCCUAAUGUCUCCUCUGCCUCUCGCGUCUCCUGCAACUCCCCUGCCUGCUCCGCGGUCCAUUCAUCCCUCCCGUCUUCCGACCUCUGCGCUAUUGCUCGAUGCCCAUUAGAAACUAUUGAGACUUCCGAUUGCUCCUCCUUCUCUUGCCCUCCUUUCUACUAUGCUUAUGGCGAUGGAAGUCUGAUUGCUCGUUUGUACCGUGAUAGCUUCUCAAUCCCUUACUCGUCUCCAUCGCUUCAUCUACCAAAUUUCACAUUCGGCUGCGCUCACACCGCACUUGCCGAACCAAUAGGCGUUGCCGGCUUCGGCCAAGGCAUCCUCUCUCUGCCUGCCCAACUCGCUCACGUCUCUCCCCAACUCGGUAGCCAAUUCUCCUACUGUUUAAUAUCUCAUUCGUUCGAUGUUAAUCGCAUUCGUCGACCGAGCCCGCUUAUUCUUGGUCGUUAUCAGAAAGAGAAAAGGUCCGGCAACGAAGGUGGUGAUGGCGAAUUUCUAUACACGCCGAUGCUUGACAACCCGAAACAUCCAUACUUUUACUGUGUUGGGCUGGAAGCGGUCUCCGUAGGCAGUACUCGUAUUCCGGCGUCGCAGAGCUUAAAACGAGUAAACAGGGAGGGGAAUGGCGGAAUGGUGGUUGACUCUGGCACGACGUUUACUAUGCUCCCAGCCGGGUUGUAUAAAACAAUGGUGGCCGAGUUCGACCACCGAGUCGGACAAGUAUAUGAGCGGGCAACUGUGGUCGAGGAUCAGACGGGACUCGGUCCGUGUUAUUACUACGAUGACUCGGUUGACAAGUUCCCCAAGGUGCCUAAACUAGUGUUCCAUUUUGUUGGCAAUGCGAGCGUGGUUCUGCCCAGUCGAAAUUACUUCUUUGGGCUCACCAACGGUGGUGACGGAGGGGGAAAGAAAAGAAAAGCGGGUUGUUUGAUGGUGAUGAACGGUGGAGAUGACGCGGAAUCGGGCGGGCCCGCAGCUACGUUGGGCAAUUAUCAGCAGCAGGGGUUUGAGGUGGUGUAUGACCUGGAGAAGCGAAGAGUUGGGUUUGCGAGGAAACAAUGCGCAUCUUUGUGGCAGACUUUGAACCGUGGCUAACGUGCACCGCUCGUCGAGCCGCUGCCGCCGGGAGUUGACUUUUUUAUUUGGGUCAGAGAGAGAUUGGGGGGAGAGGAUCUUUGACCUCAUUGCACGUGGAGUCUCCUGAGUGGACCGGAUCUGAAAUAAGUUUCAAUGUAAAUUUGUGUACAAAAUAUAAUUAAUUUUAAGCGUUAAUUCAUGGUUUGUAAAGAAUGAUAGUUGAAAGCAAAUAAUGAAGCACAAUACCUGUUUCAGUCA